AAUUCAAACUAAGUUGUUCUGUGAUCUGUCACUGUCAUUAUAUCGGAAACCGUCAAAUUCGGUCAAAUAAUAUUAAAAUUGUCGAAAUAGUACAACUUUACAAAGAUGGGAGGACACGGCCAUGCACCUCCCUACAAAGUCCCUAACUAUAAACAGUUUACAAUCAAGGGCAUUCCCCAACUAGAAGAACUUGAAAAGGCUCUCGAGAAGAAAGGCCUUCGUGACCCGUGGAUCAGAAACGAAGCCUGGAGGUAUCACCCAGGGUUUGGCACAAAAUGGGCUCGUGCUGGCAAGGCUAUUUUCCGAGGUUUCCCGUUAGGCUUGGGCCUAGCCAUCAUCACUGUGGGCUUGGAGAAGCUACUCACUCCUAAGCAUACUGAAGAACAUUGAUGUGCAAGCUCAUUAGUGCUAUUGAUCAUGUAGUCCAGUAAUCUAAUAUAUUAAAUGUAUUGUUGCUUUAUUUUAUA
Molecule: messenger RNA, 467 nt
Organism: Trichoplusia ni (cabbage looper)
Lineage: Eukaryota; Metazoa; Arthropoda; Insecta; Lepidoptera; Noctuidae
Gene: ND-B12
Product: NADH dehydrogenase [ubiquinone] 1 beta subcomplex subunit 3
Exons: 3
Coding region: 106-390 (94 amino acids)
Biological process (GO): electron transport chain; mitochondrial respiratory chain complex I assembly
Cellular component (GO): mitochondrion
Source: RefSeq, a predicted model, not a curated record